Messenger RNA from Loxodonta africana (African savanna elephant), 2252 nucleotides. RefSeq names its product granulocyte-macrophage colony-stimulating factor receptor subunit alpha-like. Bases 334 to 1506 code for a protein of 390 amino acids. NCBI's taxonomy places the organism in Eukaryota, Metazoa, Chordata, Mammalia, Proboscidea, Elephantidae. Gene Ontology annotation, biological process: cytokine-mediated signaling pathway. The transcript is spliced from 13 exons. Gene Ontology annotation, molecular function: cytokine receptor activity; protein binding. Gene Ontology annotation, cellular component: external side of plasma membrane. The record is from RefSeq and is a predicted model, not a curated record.
AAGAAGGUCUCCGCCGCCAUCAAUCACAAUGCGGGCUCUCUGACCAGGGAGAGUGCUGUGAAAGAAAGCCCUGGAUGCCAGAGACUAGGGACACAGACCUGUGAGGAGGAGCGAGCUGACGGAGAAGGACUCUGUGCCAAGAGCUCUUCUCUGUCAUGAGGAUUUACCCCGAUUGUCAUCUGUGACACCCCCCCGUCCUGCAGGCAGCUCCAUGGGUCCCCUGGGGAUGGCACUGCUGUUUUCUGUGUUGCUGACCCCAACAGGACUCCUGGCCCAGGGGCACCAGGGAGAGGAAGACAGUCGUAUUCACAGGCAUUGGGUUAGAACGUGCACAUGACUCUGGGAGACACAAUUCAAUCCAUCCCAAGAGCAGCAAGUUGUCUUUCCACCCAGGAGCCAGUCCCCAGGCUGCAUGUGACAUUUGAUCCGAGGGAAAUGACAUUAGCUUGGGACUGCAGAGAAAAUGCCACCGUCGUCAAAUGUCUGAUGAGCCACAGGGAAGAAGGGCAGAUUAGCAUGAAGCCGAUAGACAAACAAUGUAGCUGCACCUUCGAACUCCGCUCUCUGCACAGAGGAGUCGUCCUCACGGUUGAAGCAAACACCAGCCAGGGACUCUUUGAGCAAGAACUGCUGUACGACAACCCAGGCGAGAAUGGAACGGCUGCAGAAAACUUCUCCUGCUUCAUCUAUGACGAGGAUUUCAUGAACUGCACGUGGGCAAAGGGCAGAGCGGCCCCAGACGACGUCCAAUAUUUCUUUUAUAUCCGAGACUCAGAGGGAAAGAAAGAAAGAGAAUGUCCACAUUACCUAGAACACUCAGGAACCCACGUUGGGUGUCUCGUCGAGGACCUCUCGGAAUUAGCCUUUCACAGCUACUUCCUGGUUAAUGGAACCAGCAGACGAGUGGGAAUCCAGUUCUUUGAUUCAGUUUUGUCGAGGCAUAAAAUGAAUAUGUACAGUCCACCCACCAACAUCACCACGAACUGCAACCACUCACACUGCCUCCUCGAGUGGCAACGCCCCAGGGCCCAGCAAAACGUGCCUGCCAGUGAGCUGAUGUAUGAGGUAGACAUCCGGCAAAAGGGCAGUAAAGAUGGCAGCAGCAAUAAACUGAUUUCCAUUCCUGGUAAUUCCGGAAACAAGCACAACUUUCCUAUCAAUCCCAGAGCAAGUUACACUGUGCAAAUCAGAACCGCAAACUCCCGGAUCCUUCACUGGGGUCCCUGGAGCGAGCCUGUGAAGUUUGGCUUUGAAGAACAAGAAUCCAGCCCCACCUAUGUCUAUGUGUUGGUGGUCCUGGGAACCCUCCUUGGUGCCCUGGUCAUUGGGUUUCUUUUUAAAAGGUUCCUUCUGACGCAUAAUUUAUUCCCUCCGAUUCCGAAGAUCAAAGAUAAACUGAACGACAACCAGCAGACAAACCUGCAGGUCAGCUGGGACCAGCUCACAUCCGACGCAGGAAAAGCUGAGAACGAAGACGUCCUGACGGUGGUGGAAGAAGUCGUGUGAGCCGCGCCAGCCCCAACAAGAUGUGAAUACAUCCAUGCCUCCACCGUGAGACUCCCAGAAAUCGUAUUUAUAUAAUGUUUUGAGCAUUUAUGUAGUUUUUCUACCUUUUUACUUAUAAAAAUAUGACAUUUUACACAGAUGCUCGGAACCCUAGAGAUUGUUCAAUCCCCCUCGAACCCGUCAACGUAAAGCUCAGGCUAGAUCCUCCGCAAAGAGCUUGUUCUUUCCGGUGUUUUGCUAGUUGCCUUCAAGGAGGCUCUGAUUCUUGGCGGCCCCACGCACAACAAAACGAAUCGCGGCCUGGUUCCGCACCAUCCCCCUGAUCCGUUGGUCUCCUCGAGUCCAUCGUUGCAGCUACUGCGUGUUUUGAGCGCCUUCCAGCCUCGGGCGCUCACCUUCCAGCACUACGUCAGCCACUGCUCUGUUAGGAUCCGUGGGGUUUUCACUGGCUGAUUUUCAUAAGUAGAUGGCCAGGCCUUUCUUCCUAGUCUGUCUUAGUCUGGAAGCUCCGCUGAAACCUGUCCACCAAGGGGAACCUGCUGGUAUUUGGAAUACCAGUGGCCUAGCUUCCAGCAUCCCAACAACAUGCCAGCUACCACAGUACACACUGACAGACGGGUGUGAGUUUUAGCUAUAAGAUCCCAUUUCUAUGAAAUUCAAAAACAGACAGAAUUACCCAAAGGUAAUAGAAGUCAAGUCAGUGGUGGCUUAUGGGGUCAGGGGACAAACUGGAUGAGGGACAAGGG